AUGGGCGACGCUGGCCCUUGUUCACCUACGCUGUUGACAGGCCCGGCUGGCCUCCCAUCUGCCAACCCGACCAAGGCCUUCUGGCAGACAUCACACCCGAACCCGGUGGCGAAGCACCGCUCGACACCCGGUCUCCCGGCGACGGCAGACAUCGUGGUCAUCGGCACCGGCAUCUCGGGGACAUUUGCAACGCAUGAGAUCCUGACCACCGCCGCCGCCGCCGCCGGGCAAGCUCUGAACGUCGUGGUCCUCGAAGCCCGCACGACGUGUUCGGCCGCGACGGGCCGCAACGGCGGACACUGUCAACCUCUCGUGCACGCGGAGCGGCCUGCCAUCAUCGACUUUGAGAUGCGCAACUACGCGCACAUCCGCGACCUGGUCAAGCUGCACGACGUGCCGUGCGACUUUCGCCAGAUCCCCGGCGUGCUGGGUUUCUGGAACAAGACGUACUUCGACGAGGCCAAGGCCGCGCUGCAGGGCUCUCUCGUGACGGCGGAGCACAGAAAGCUUGUCGAGGUCGUCGAGGCGCCCGAGGAGCUACAGAACCUGAGACUGACGGGGGGCGUCGUCGGCGCCAUCGUGCAGACUGUCGCGGCGAGUUUGAGCCCGUACAAGCUCAUGAUUUGGCUUUGGGGGGAAAUGAUCAAGGAGUACGAGAGGAGCGAAGGCGGCGGAGGACGGUGGGAAGGAGGAGGAGGAUGGGGAGGAGGUGGAGAAUGGCAGGGAGGGCGAGGAGGACGAGGGGGGUGGGGAGGGGGAGGAGACUGGCGAGGAGGAGGUGAGUGGCGCGGGGGACGAGGAGGUGGAGGAGGAAGUUGGGAAGGCGGAGGAGGAUUCGGGGGAGGAGGAGAAUGGGACGAUGGCGAAGGAGGAGGAGGGAGAUGGGGAGGCGGAGGCGGAGGCGGAGGACAAUGGAGAGGAGGCGGCGAAUGGGGAGGCGAAACUUCCAAGGUAACCUUGAAUCUACAGACCGAGACGCCCGUUGCGAGCAUCCAAGAGGUACAGGGGGGCCACGGCUGGACGGUCAAGACGAGCAGGGGCGAAGUGCACGCGAAACAAGUCAUUCUCGCGACGAACGCCUACACCUCGCAUCUGAUGCCGGAGUUCGAGGCUUUGAUCUCGCCCGUACAGGCUCAGAUGUCGGCGCUGUUGCCGCCGCAGGGCUCGCCGUUCCGGGAGCGCCUGAUACCCAUGAGCUACGGGAUGAUGGGCGUCGAGGGCCAGGAUAGGGUCAUGAGCGAUUACCUUGUCCAAAACCCGAUCUUGGACGAGGAUGCGGGAGGAGUCGUUGGCCGCGGUGGACAUCUCAUGUUUGGCGGCGGCCGAGCGCAGGCCCGAGGGAACGGCGUCGGCGUGAGCGACGACGACUAUGUCGACCCUGACGCCGAGGCGUACUUGAGGAGUCUACCUGAACACCUGAACUUGGAGGCUGAGGAGGAGGCUGGUGGGGCACCACAGACAACCACUGGCACGGGCACGAGCAAGAGCGGACUGCUGGACAUCGCGGCCUCGUGGACCGGCAUCAUUGGGAGCUCGGCAGACGGCCAUCCUUGGGUUGGAGGUGUGCCGGGACGCGAUGGUCUGUUUGUCGCAGCGGGCUAUAGUGGCCAUGGCAUGACGAAUGCUGGACUGUGUGGUAGACACGUUGCGCAGUUGGCGCUGAAGAGCUUGAAGGGCGAGGACUGGAAGGCUCUGCAGGCCCACGGGGUGGAGCUCGCCGAGCAAGGCAAGGGUGGUGUGCCGAGAGAGUACGUGAUCACGCAAGAAAGGAUCGACGCAGCGCGAGGAGUGAGGCCGUGA
Exophiala spinifera is the source of this 1800-nucleotide messenger RNA. RefSeq lists its product as uncharacterized. Gene Ontology annotation, cellular component: cytoplasm. The record is from RefSeq and is a predicted model, not a curated record. Gene Ontology annotation, molecular function: oxidoreductase activity. Bases 1 to 1800 code for a protein of 599 amino acids. The transcript has a single exon. NCBI's taxonomy places the organism in Eukaryota, Fungi, Ascomycota, Eurotiomycetes, Chaetothyriales, Herpotrichiellaceae.